UGUCUCGGAUAUAAAGUGGUCGCGUGCUCGCAAGCUCAGUCACUGUGCCACCGAACCGCCGAUCCUCGCUCGUAGCUGCUCGAAGCGACCCGAAAACAGCCAACGACCCCUUCUGCUUCUCGUUCGUCUUCUGCUGAUCCGACGAAAGCUCCUUUCGUACGAGGACUGCGCUAUGUCGUCGCUGCGAGUUGCCGUGUUCCUUGCCGUGGUCCUGAUGGCGUUGGUCAACUGGUCGACGGCCCUGCCGGCUCCCGACAAGGAGAGACUUUUAAACGAGGUAGACCUGGUGGACGACGACGGGAGCAUGGAGACGGCUCUGAUCAAUUACCUGUUCACGAAGCAGAUCGUAAAACGGCUUCGCAAUCAGUUGGACAUCGGGGAUCUCCAGCGUAAGCGCAGCUAUUGGAAGCAGUGCGCUUUCAACGCGGUCUCCUGCUUCGGCAAAUAAAACCGAUCGCCGAACUCAAGGAUCGCCGCGACGGUCCUUUCCUUUUUCUCCUCUCUCGUUCUUUCUUUUCCCCCUCGUCCGACCCUCCGGUCGUCAGCGACUAGCUUUUAAACGAUUUAAACCUCGAAGCUCUGACUCCGGGUUUUCCAUCCGCGACGGCAACGAAACUUUCUCGUCGCGCGCCACGGUCUCCUCGAACAAAUACACACGGUUUAUGUCAGAAUUCAAACUCGCGAAUAUUAAUUAGCGUCGUUGUUUAACGGGUAAACCGGCGAUGACAAGUUUCCCUCAAUUCGAGAGAAAGGAAAUAUGAGAGUCACCCGGAAUACGAGAUCUCGUCAGAUAAAAUCUAAAUAGGAAACGUUUUCGACCGUUGGCGUUUCUGAAUGAUCAAAUCGAGAAGCACUCUUGUCGCGGUGCAAAUUGGAAAUUUUGUCGCGGAUGCGAACAACCAAGCAGAGCCAUUUCCCGCAAUAUAUAUGUAUACGUACACUGUAUUCGAUAUUAAGAACAACAAAAAUGGUAGACUAGCGAUGCACGUGUUAAGAAAAUGCAUAAUUUUCGUCGGCGUAUCCAUCGAGGAUGGUUUGCCUCGUUUUUUUUUUUUGGUUCUGAACAAAUUCAACGAGUCCCUUGUACAUCGGAUCCUCUAUGUUUGCAAACACGCAGUGGCUGUAAUUAAUGGAGAACGUUCAAUAAAGAAUUUAUUUCCGUUGUACGCAAUCGGUUAGGCGAUGGAGAAAAUAAUAAAACGAAUCACGGCACGA
Messenger RNA from Ceratina calcarata, 1215 nucleotides. RefSeq names its product prohormone-1. Lineage: Eukaryota; Metazoa; Arthropoda; Insecta; Hymenoptera; Apidae. The transcript is spliced from 3 exons. The coding region runs from base 173 to 448 and encodes 91 amino acids. The record is from RefSeq and is a predicted model, not a curated record.